Messenger RNA from Aspergillus chevalieri, 1140 nucleotides. Its product is annotated as putative transcriptional regulator. The record is from RefSeq and is a predicted model, not a curated record. Gene Ontology annotation, cellular component: nucleus. The transcript is spliced from 2 exons. NCBI's taxonomy places the organism in Eukaryota, Fungi, Ascomycota, Eurotiomycetes, Eurotiales, Aspergillaceae. Bases 1 to 1140 code for a protein of 379 amino acids.
AUGCCCCCGCGAAAAGCGCUCCUAGACUCCGACUCCGAUCCCGACCAACCCCUCACAUCCUCCCGUCCCUCUGAUAAACAGCUAGCAAAAGCGCUACGCGAUGUCGUCGCAAAUACCUUCAAGUCAGGCAAGGUGGAGGAAUUGACGGUCAAGCGCAUGCGACUUGCGGCGGAGAAGGCUUUGGGUAUUGAGGAGGGGUUCUUUAGGGCUGAUAGUGUGUGGAAGGCGAGGAGUGAUCAGAUUAUUAAAGAUGAAGUGACGGCACUCGAUCGAGAUUCACAGGAGCCAGAAGAACGGGAAGAAAAGCAGGAAGCAAAUUUUAAGGAAGAAUCUCUUGCACCCGCACCGAAACCUGCGAAGCCGAAAGCACAACCAAAGAAAAGCACCCCGACCCCACGAAAGCGUCAGAAAACAGCUACUCCACAGCCUGAGAAUGACGAAGACGAGGCCUCGGAUUACAAAGAAGAGGAGCAAGAGGAAAAAGAAGUGAAAAAGCUGGCAAGGAAGAGGAAGGCAACACCGCAGAAAACUCAACAAAGAACUACUACCUCAAAGGAUAUCGUAGAAGGUGAUUCUGAUUCUGAAGAGAAACAAGCCUUCCAGCCUUCGAAAGACAAAGAGGAGAAGCAAGACGCCUCGGAAAGUGAAAUGUCCGUCGUGCUCGAUGAGGAACCUGAGCCUAGUCGCAAGCGACAGAAGAGCUCUGAAGCACCCAAGGGGAAGAGAACCACGACGACAAAGAAAAAGGCGGCACCCAAGGCAAAGGACGCGGACCAGGACCCCGACCAGGCAGAGAUCAAACGCUUGCAAGGUUGGCUCAUCAAAUGUGGUAUCCGCAAAUUCUGGUCAAAGGAGCUGGCACCGUACGACACAUCAAAGGCAAAGAUCAAACACCUCAAGGAAAUGUUGGCGGAUGCGGGAAUGAAGGGACGGUACUCUCUAGAGAAAGCCAAACAGAUUCGCGAAGAGCGGGAACUCAAAGCGGAUCUCGAGAUGGUCCAGGAGGGCGCGAAACAAUGGGGUACAGGCAGUCCGGAGGCGGAGGAAGCAAGUGAUAGCGUACCACGGCGACGGAGACUGAAUCGAGGACGCCAAAGCCUUGCAUUUUUGGACGACGAAGAUGGCGAGGAAACCGAUUAA